Messenger RNA from Sinocyclocheilus anshuiensis, 1201 nucleotides. RefSeq names its product inositol polyphosphate multikinase-like. NCBI's taxonomy places the organism in Eukaryota, Metazoa, Chordata, Actinopteri, Cypriniformes, Cyprinidae. Gene Ontology annotation, molecular function: inositol tetrakisphosphate kinase activity; inositol-1,4,5-trisphosphate 3-kinase activity. The coding region runs from base 6 to 551 and encodes 181 amino acids. The record is from RefSeq and is a predicted model, not a curated record. The transcript is spliced from 3 exons. Gene Ontology annotation, biological process: inositol phosphate biosynthetic process. Gene Ontology annotation, cellular component: cytoplasm; nucleus.
GCAUCAUGGAUGUGAAGAUCGGGAAGAGAAGUUAUGACCCAUUAGCAUCACAAGAAAAACAUGAAGAACAGAUUAGCAAGUAUCCUCUGAUGGAAGAGAUCGGGUUCCUGUUACUGGGCAUGAGGGUGUACCAGAUCGACCCAGACAGAUACAUUACUCAUGACCAGUUCUAUGGACGCAGUCUCGGAAAAGACAGCAUUAAAAAUGGCCUGACUAGAUUCUUCCAUAAUGGUCAAGAAUUACGGAGGCAUGCAGUUUCUCUGAUCAUCUCUAAAAUCCAAAGCAUUCUCCGCUGGUUUGAGAGCCAGACUCAGCUGCAUUUCUAUGCCAGCUCUCUGCUGAUGGUGUAUGAAGGCUCUCCACACACAGUCAAUGGAUCCAAACAUAAGCCUGCUGAGCCAGGAACAGAACAUCAGCAGGGGGAGCCACAGAGCAACUCUAACAACUCCCAUGAGGCUUUGAGCUUUCAGAGCAGUUUAACACACAGUCACCCGUACUGCCACAAUGUUCAGCAUGAGAGGAACGCCAACGGAAAUUGGAAUGGGCGAUAAGAAGCAGUUUGGAAAGGAGGAGGCAGUGGAGGUGAAGAUGAUAGAUUUUGCUCAUGUAUUUCCCAGCGAUAAUCCGGAUGAGAGCUACAUGUAUGGACUGAGGAACCUUCUCUCAACUUUAGAACAAAUACUGAAGGACUGACAUCUGACCUCCUGAGAGAGUCCAUCUCUCUCUCUUUCUUCCUGGUCUGAUAUUUCUGUCUGUUGUUUUAAAUCCAUUGCAGGUCAUUUCACACACAUUCACAAAUAUUGCUGAUGCCUUAAAUUGGAUAGUAGGUUUAUUAUAUAUUUAUAGGGAUAUUUUUCCUAAUCUUUUGAGAUAAGAGUUCAUUGUAUUAUGAAAACAUACUGUAACUUUCAGAACUCAAGUCUCUGGAUAAAAAAGGCUGUCACAGUUGGCUGUCAACAUCUAAUAAUUUACAAAAAAAUAUAGGUACUGCAGAACUCAGGGAAAAGUAAUCAUAAUUUAUGAUAUGAUAAAGCAGUUUAUCUGUGCUGUCAAAACACACUUACAAUGUGAGUUACUGAUAUCUCAUAAUGACUCCACUUCUGAUGCAACUAUUGAUGUUUUUAUUCCAAAAAUGCACUUUUUUGAUUUCAAAGUUAAUUAUAGUUAAUUUAUUUUUAACAUUUGUGUUUACCUUAUCUUA